CAGCUCUGUGUUGUUGCACGCCCUCCCGCUAACGCUGUGUCUAAAUAUACAAACCGCUUCCAAGUCAGCCCCUUGACAGAGCACUUUACGAUUCUUGGAGAGUGGCACUGUCUGCUGAGGCGUAACGUUUUGAAAGCUCAGCAAACACCGCAGAGAGCGGGGAUGAGUUAAGGGGUCUACAAAGGAGAGAACAGACGGUUUUGAAAGUGGGAAACAAAACCAGUGAAAAGUUUUGCCCUCCAAAGAACCAGUGGAGUAGCUACACCGUGGCCAUUCAACUCCGAACUCCGAGGCUCUAUGGUAUAAAGCCCAUCCUUAGAUUCAGCUGGAGAUUGCUUCCGAGGAGCUCCUGACGCCAUUUUCCACAGUCUGAGGAGAACCAGGAAGCAGCCGGCAGGAGACAUGCCUGCCCUGGCCACCGGAGCCGGCCACGAGCCAGGUCUGUAUGAGCUGCUGGCGGCCCUGCCAUCCCAGCUGCAACCUCAUGUCAACUGCUCUGAGGACAACACCUUCCUUCAGGAUAUGUUUGGAGAGAGAAGUCUCCACUCACUUGUUAAGAUUCACGAACGGCUGCAGCACUAUGAAGAGAGCAAGCCCGUCCCCAUCCUGGAAGGAGCUGCUCCUCUGGCACGUGUCGUGUCUGAUGAGCUGGAAGGCAAAUCAGCCAGUCAGGAUGUCAAAGAGCUUCUUAAACUGCUGGCAAACCCACAUGUAAAGAGCCUCCUGUCUGUCCACGAUGCAGUUGCCCAAAAGAAGUAUGACCCAGAACUACCUCCGCUGCCUGAAGACAUCGAUGAUGAUGAAGAUUCUGUGAAAAUCAUAAGAUUGGUCAAGAACAAGGAGCCACUGGGAGCAACAAUAAGACGUGAUGAGAGCACAGGUGCCAUCAUUGUGGCCCGGAUCAUGAAGGGAGGGCCAGCUGACAGAAGUGGCUUAAUUCAUGUAGGGGAUGAACUGAAGGAGGUCAAUGGAAUCCCUGUGGACGACAAGAAACCAGAGGAAAUCAUUCGUAUUCUGGCACAGUCACAAGGAGCCAUUACCUUUAAAGUUGUCCCUGGUGCAAAGGAAGAGGCAUCUAUCAAGGAGCCACAGAUGUUUGUGAAGGCGCUCUUUGACUACGACCCAAAAGAUGACAACACCAUCCCAUGUAAGGAAGCUGGUUUGGCCUUCAAGAAGGGUUGCAUCCUACAGAUCAUGAGCCAAGAUGAUGCAACCUGGUGGCAGGCCAAACACGAGGGUGACACAAAUCCACGUGCUGGCUUAAUACCAUCCAAACAGUUCCAGGAGAGGAGACUUGCAUUUCAGCGACCUGUUACGACUGUUUCGUCCCUGAGGAGCUCUACUAGACGAUCAUAUGAUGUGACAGUAGAGUUUGCUGAAGAGAUUGAAGAGGAUGCUGAUUAUAGUGGUGGAUUUCACCUAGCUGGGUUCAGGAGAAGCUUUCGUCUCAGCAGGAGAGACAGAAAGACUACCAAGUCCAUGUACGAGGCGAAGAAGAGUGAAAUGUACGACAUGGCUGACGUGCCCACGUACGAGGAAGUCAUCCCGUACCGCAGGCAAAGGGGAGACAAACACAGGCUGGUGGUCCUAGUAGGACCCACGGGUGUCGGCUUGAGUGAACUGAAGAAGAAACUGUUGAUCUCUGACCCCCAGCACUUCAGUGUGACCAUUCCACACACCAGUCGGCCCAAGAAGAACCAGGAGACCGAUGGUGUGGAUUACCACUUCAUCUCCAAACAGCUCUUUGAUACGGACAUUCACAACAACAAGUUCAUUGAGUAUGGCGAGUACAAAGGGAAUUACUACGGCACAAGUUUGGACUCGAUACGCUCAAUCCUCUCAAAGAAAAAAGUGUGCCUGCUGGAUGUCCAGCCUCAUCUAAUAAAGCAUCUUCGAACAGCAGAGUUUAAACCUUUCGUCGUGUUCGUGAAGCCCCCGACCGUCGACAGACUGAGAGAGACCAGAAAGAAAACCCAAAUUAUAUCAGGCAAAGACGACAAGGACUCCACCAAACCCUUCACGGAGGAAGACUUUCAGGAGAUGGUGAACACGGCCCAGACAAUGGAGACUCAGUACAGCCAUCUCUUUGAGAUGGUUAUAGUCAACGAUGACCUCGAUGUUGCCUUCAGUGAGCUGCAGUUGGCACUAAAGAAAGUGGAGACAGAGACACACUGGAUUCCAGUCAGCUGGACUCACUCCUGAGAGACAUACUGACUGUAAAAGGAGAAAAGGGAAGCGCUUUGACAAAAAUAUGCAGGUUUUCUAUCUUUUAAAAAAAAUAUUUGCCACGGACGGUGUUGGGAAGUAAAUCAGGAAUAAAACAGUGCCUGGCUGCUGUGUCGCCAUACCUGAACUGCAUCGAGCUAAAAAUAAGCUUCUGCCUGGGAUCAGGUUGGAUUUAGACCUCAGCUGUGGUCUGGAAGCUCCAGGUCUGACCAGAUGUGAUCGGGUUGUGGCUGCAGGCUUCUUUCCAGAAUCUAAGACUUGGAAAUUGAUCAGGGUCUCAGUCUGGGUCACACAACCAUGGCCACAACUUGGAGCUCCUUGGUCCAAACCGGAAUGUGGAGCGAGCUUGGACCACCGUAGCACCAGCAGUCCUGCCAGCACAUCAGUAAUCCGGCCAAACAGGACUCCUUUAGUGGUUUUAUAACAUUAGACCAUUAGAAACCAAAGGGAUUGAUGUAUUUCUUCUUCGUGGACAACUUACAUGUGUUUGUCUGUAAUAGAGCACAGCACCAGGGAAAAGAGGAGAAAGGAAAACAUACUUGCCUUCUGUCUUACUAGACUUUUGUACAUCUAAACUCUUCCAUGACUGUUAUUCCAAGCAAAACACUGUCAGGUACACUUUUGAGAAAGGGCAAUAAGUGUAGUUUUAUUUAAAAGAAAUUAAUAUAUUUUCUAAUAUCUGCUUGUAGUCCUUUUUAUGCAUUUUAUAUACAUUUAUGACGUUAACAUGAUCUUAGCUGUAGCCAUCUCUGUGACAGCCUCUUUUUACUAGAAGCAUUUUUUUCUCUCAAUCUAUCAUUUUUUUGUUCAUCACCCCAGUUUUGUUUUUUGGCUCUGUCAGCUCUAUUUGGCUUUAUUUGGCUCUAUUAUCACCACUGCUACAAUUCUCCUAGCUCCAGAUUUUGCUCUCUUGUUGAUUCUGGGACAAGCUGAGGUCCUUUAAAUUAAGGGGAGACUAUAAUUCCAGCUACAUUUUUAUUCACCAGAAUUCACAAAAAAAACAUAUUUAUUGAUUUAUGCGUUGUGCUGUUGUGUUUUUUUAACUUCCUGCUCCUUAAAAGUAUACUUUCUUCUGAUUGGUUUCCCCUCACUUAGCCUCUGCAAACUGAAACUAGUGCUCGUAAGCACUGCCUCCCAGAGAUGGCCUCAAUAUUUUGCAUAUUUAGCAGUGUUUAAUAUCUGCUUAGUAUAUGACAAAAUACAAGCAAAUGGUUAAGUUGUCCUCUGUACAUGGAGGUAGAGCGCUAGGAUAGUUGGAGAUUGGAAACAAUUAGGAGGAGCUAGCCUAUGUCUGCUAGUCUUUCUGAACUUGUGAUUUUAGUAUAUUGUUCAUCCCUAUUAAUAACAGUUAGUUCAUAUUGAAAACAUUUUGAAUUCAUCACUUACUUUUUGUGCUUGCUCAGCUGAUUGCCUCCAAUCUCUAGCUGCAUUUAAAACUCUAAGAGUGCUAUCAGUCUUUCAAAGUCUCAGUAAAAAAAAAAAAGCAUUAAGCAUAUUAUCCAAACUGUCUAAAUGAUUCCUUAAACUCUAUAUUUAUUCUUUUUUCUGUACUCUAAGAAUACUCUCUUACACUGCUGAACGUCCAGCUCAGGUUGUAUUUUUCCAAAUUGUGCAUCAUUUAUUUCGCCCUUUCCACCAACUGUGAUAUAUACAAACUAGAUUUGUGUCCUUUUUUUAAGUGUAAACAUGAAUGGUUAUACUGCUCUGAUGUAAUACAAUUUAAUGUCUUUAACACUCUUGUCUGCUUUACUUUGUCCCAACAUUUUUUGUCUUUUUGUUUAUUCUGUUUUUCUACCCCCCCCCCCCCCCACCCCCCUGCUGCCCAUCUUACAGAUCAAAGUCACAUUUGUACAGUCUCCAGAAAAUACCUUUUUAAUGUCUCCCUGUAAAUGAUAUACUGUUUAAGUGGCACAUUGUAUGAAUUUACAUUAUUCUUGAUAACUGCUGCAUUUUUUUAUUAAAGAAAAUACGACUAAACUUGUAA
Molecule: messenger RNA, 4210 nt
Organism: Oreochromis niloticus (Nile tilapia)
Lineage: Eukaryota; Metazoa; Chordata; Actinopteri; Cichliformes; Cichlidae
Gene: mpp7a
Product: MAGUK p55 scaffold protein 7a
Exons: 20
Coding region: 403-2202 (599 amino acids)
Molecular function (GO): protein binding
Source: RefSeq, a predicted model, not a curated record